UACGUCAAGAUACAUCACACACAGCCAGUCAAGAGGUUCAGCCAUCAGGUUCAGCCAGUCAAGAUACAUCACCGACAGCCAGUCAUGAGGUUUUGCCAUCAGCAUGUCAAGAUACAUCACCCACAGCCAGUCAAGAGGUUCGGCCACCAGCAUGUCAAGAUACAUCAAACACAGCCAGUCAAGAGGUUCAGCUAUCAACAGGUCAAAAUGCAUCAUCCACAGGUGGUCAAGAGGUGUGCUCAUCAGCAGGACAAGUUGCAUUACUCAUGGCCAGUCAAGAGGUGUUGCCUUUAGCAGGUCAAGAUGGAGACAUUUUUUUUCAAAACCUUCCAUUUGUAGCUGAAACCAGUUUUAGUGAAGACAUUGUUUACUCCAGUGACCCUUUGGAAAUGUUUGAUGAUAAUGAAAAUGAUAAUAUGAUAGACAUAAUAGAUAUAAUGUACAAAAAUAUUAUUCCUGAUUAUGAAAGUGAGAAUAAUGUACCACAUAUUGAGAAUGCAAAUGAAUUGGAAGCAGUGGAGACUGAAGUUGAAAAUGAAGCAGUUGGGAGUGAAGAUGAAGAAAUGAAUGAAAACAAUGACCCUAGUGAAGAUGAAAAGCUGAGAGACCAGAACAAUCCUGAAAUAUAUGUUAUGAAGGUUUUGAAAUCAGCCUUGCACAAAACUAAGCAAAACAAGAAAAAAGACAGGGUGUACAAUUCUAAACAUGCAUUUUUUUGUGGGAAAUUAGUUCUACAUGUGAGAGCUUACAUGAUAAGUAAGCAUAAAAAAGAACAUUCAGUUGAGACUGCAUUGAAAGACAAGACUGGUAUAGCCAUGUCUCUACUACGGUCUAAAGGGGAUGACAAACAUAACAACAAGGUAGUUGCUGAAGGUCAUGGAUGCUUGUUGAUAUCAAGAAGACCAACAAAAGAGUUUGACAGUGAACAGUAUGGGCCAUGUGUACACUGCAGAGAUUGGAUGUUGAAGUCUACCUUAAAAAGGCAUCAAUCGAAGUGUAUUGUGCAGUGUGUUGUUGAUGUUUCGCCUUUGACCAAAAGAAAUCUUAUUUUGCAGUCAGACAUUUUGUCUGGUCGUUUACAAACAAAAGCUUCUUCUCUUCUGCAAAAUGAGGUUUUUGCUAUAAUGACUGCAGAUAAAGUAACAGAAAUUGCCCAGAAAGACCUACUGAUUGUUGCACUUGGGGAAUCAUGGCUUCGUAGAAAUAUUGACAACAAACUGAAGAGGAAAUAUUAUGCAUCACAAAGAAUGCGUUUAACUGCUAGAUAUCUAAUUGCUAUGCUUGAGGAAGACACAGCAUGUGAUGCUAAAUCACUGUGGGAUUUUCUUGUACCACGGAAGUUUGAUUGUCUUGCUAAGGCAGCUAUCACUGUAGCAAUGCCAACAAUGGAGGAUGAAGAGGAAUUGAAAUCACCAUCUAAUGCCAUCAAGUUGAAAUACGAUGUAAUUAGACUUGUUAAUGCAAAAUGGUGCAUUACUCUGAAAGAAGAAAAUGACCUAAAUAAUGGCACCAUCAAUGACUGUCAAGGAUUGAUGAAACUGAUACAAACCGAAUGGCCCGAAAAAGUGACGAGAUUUGCUAGGAUGGUCUUAGCACAGAGACAGAGAGAAGUGAAACAACACAUUCCAGCACCAGAUGACAUUAAACUUCUUAAUGAGCAUUUGACAGCAGAAUUAAAGACAACACCGAUGAGGAAAGAACUUCCAGACUUCUUGAGAGCUGUUAAACUGGCCCAGACAAAGCUCCAGGUGUACAACAAGCGUCGAUCAGGGGAAAUAGAUGCUGUCAGUCUAAGGGAUUAUGCCAAACGUUCUCAACAUCUUAAUGACGUUGACCAGAGCCUGGUUGGAGAGCUGACAGAAUUGGAGAAGCAUCUGCUCACUUCCCAACAACUUAUGACUCUUAGAGGGAAGAGAAACAUACCAGUGCCCUGUAUAAUUCCUAGUGAUGCAAUUCAGUGUCUGAGCUUUAUCAGCAAUGUAGAAGUCAGAGAGGCUGUUGGUAUCGCUAAGAACAACACAUACUUGUUUGCAAGUACAGGAAAGUACAAUGUUCGUUCCUAUGACUCGUUGAAGGCAAUUUGUGGGGAACUGAGUUUAAGCCACCCAGAUCGAAUCACAAGUGUGAACCUUAGGAAAAACACUGCAACAUUAAGUCAGGUGCUAAACCUUAAACCAAACGAGCUACAAUGGCUGUGUAGCCACCUGGGUCAUACAACGAGAGUGCACUUGGACCACUACAGGCAAAUGUCUGGCUUCAUUGAAAGAGUCAAAAUCAGCAAAGUAUUGCUGAUGCAGGACAUGAACCUUACAGAAAAGUUUGUAGGAAAGAGCCUUGAUGAAAUUGGGAACAUUCCUUUUGAAGACAUUUUAACAUCUGGUCCAGAGACAUGUGGUUAUGAAAAUGGAGCAGAAGGUCAAGCAGAAGUCGAUGCUGAGCACACAAGUCUUGAAGGUCAAGCAGAAGUCGAUGCUGAGUACACAAGUCUUGAAGGUCAAGCAGAAGUCGAUGCUGAACACACACGUCUUGAUGCCCCAGAUGGCUAUGGAAGCAUGGACGAAGAUGACCACACUAUAUCAGAUGAGGAUGAAGAGGAAUAUGAGGGAAAGAGAAAAAGGAAGCCCCCCAAAAAGGCUGCAAAACGUCAGAAAUUCACAGAGGUAGAAACAGAGGAAAUAAAAACUUACUUUAGUGAAUAUCUAAAAAGUAGAAUUUGUCCGCGGAAACAGCAGGUUGAAGAUGCCAAACAGAAAAGUCGUAAGAAAAAUGGGCAAAUUUGGAAAAGGUCAAACAACAAGAUAAUUAAGAAAAUUAGUGCAAUGAAUCAUAAGAAAAAAUAAAAACAUGUUGUUUACUAUCGGUACUCGGAUGGAACAUUAUAAGAAUAGCUUCGAGGGACAUUGAAAAGUUCAUGCAACAGAGACUUGGCAAAUAUGGGUGAUGUUUGUAUGCAAGUGGUAAUUUUUGUGUGUGCAUUUUAUUUGUUGAAUUGAAACUUUACUAUGUAUAUGUCUAGAGGUGGAAAAGAAUCUGGUAUAUUAUCAAAUGUUUAAAAUGCUUAUACAAAAGCUUAGAUACAAUAUUUUCCUUUUUGCU
This is a messenger RNA of Dreissena polymorpha, 3096 nucleotides long. RefSeq lists its product as uncharacterized. NCBI's taxonomy places the organism in Eukaryota, Metazoa, Mollusca, Bivalvia, Myida, Dreissenidae. The record is from RefSeq and is a predicted model, not a curated record.